CAGACCCUACAGGUCACUCACACUGACUCUACAUAACUCUAUGAGCCUGAGGCCUAAACACACUUCACUCAGGAUCACCGGCUUCCUAUUCCAUUCUGAAGAUUUCUUUAAGAUAAGGCCAGAUAGAGGAGUCAUUUCUGGAUUAAGGGAAUUCUGUGUGCUGUGGAGUGAUCUACUAAAGAGACCCCAGGCCUGCAGGAGGAAGAGAGAAGGAUGAAGAGACAUUACAGAGUGAGUGAGAGAUGAGAGGAAAUCAGCAGCUAUGAAGAAAACAGCAGCCUUCACAUUCUGCUUUAUUACAGCGACGUUCGUCCUGCUUACAGUUGGAGCUGAGGUGGACGUGUGCGCCUCCUGCCAUGCUAACGCUACCUGUGAGGAUAAAACAGAUGGAUCUGGAGGGAAAGUGUGUAACUGCAUGUACGGCUUCGUGGGAAACGGGAGAACUCACUGCCAAGAUAAGGACGAGUGUCAGCUGGGCAGGAUCUGUGGUGACCACACCAUGUGUCACAACACGUACGGCAGCUACUACUGCACUUGCCUUCAGGGUUACAGACCCUCCAAUAACAUGGCUGUCUUCAUCCCCAACGACGGCACCUACUGCCACGAUGUGGACGAGUGUGUGGUGCAAGGUGUGUGUGGAGAGGGCGGAGUGUGUGAGAACAGUGAGGGGGAUUUCUCCUGUACCUGCCAAACUGGAUACAGAGUUCAGAGUGGAUCAGAACCGUUCCAGCCUCACAGAGACUCCGCCUACUGCGAAAUGGUAGACUGUGGUCCUCCCCCCUCUGUUCCUCAUACAGUCCAGCUCUCUCCGUCUCUGACUCGUUUUGGCAGUGUGGUGAGGUUUGGCUGUGCAGAUGGCUUCGUGUGGAGAGGAGGAGGAAACACCUCCAUCUGCACCGCUGAUGGACACUGGAACGGUCCCAGCAUGCACUGCGAAGAGGUGAACUGCGGUGAGCCGCUCUCUCUGCCCCACUCAGAGCGGCUGUGGGGGGGUCGCUCCAGCCUGGGCUCCACGGCGCUGUAUGUAUGUGUGACUGGGUUUUAUAACUCUGGAACUCAGAACACCUCUGUAUGCUCUGCUAUUGGGAGCUGGAGCCACAUCAACUUCCUGUGUAGAGAGAUACAGUGCAGCACCCCUCCUCCCCUCCCCCACACUGUAGUACUAUGGGAUGGCAACAGUAAGGUGGGAUCUGUAGCUGUGUAUGAGUGUGAAACUGGAUAUCGGAUGGUGGGUUCAGGGCACGAGUCGGAGUGUAACAUACACGGACAGUGGACUCGCACACACGUCACCUGUGAAGAGAUCCGGUGUGGGGAGCCUCCUGUAGUGCCCCACAGUGGCCGGUUGUGGAAUGGCAGCGUGAGGUUUAACAGCACUGUGAUUUAUUAUUGUAAUGAAGGAUAUUAUCCUGCAGUGGGAGAGAAUAAGUCUGUGUGCACUGAGAACGGUUCCUGGAGCAAAACAACUCUAACAUGCAGAGAGAUAAAGUGUGGUGUCCCCCCGUCUUUCCCUCAUGCUGUAAUGUUAUGGAACGGACUCAGUAAGGUCGGUACAGAAGUGCGCCAUAAGUGCAAUGACGGUUUUUAUAAUAUUGGAAAGGAGGACGUGUCCGUCUGCUCCAGCAGAGGAACCUGGAGCCUCCCUCACUUUCUGUGUCGAGAGGUAGACUGCGGUGCCCCUCCUCCCCUCCCCCACACGGUGCUGUCCUGGAACGGCAGCUCCAGUCUGGGCUCUGUGGCUCUGUAUGAGUGUGAGGCUGGAUAUGGCAGUGUGAGUGCGGAGAGCCAGUCGGUGUGCGGCUCCAGCAGCCGGUGGAGUCCAGUUCACCUGCACUGUGAAGAGAUCCGCUGUGGUCCUCCCCCCUCGCCCCCCCUCACCCAGCUCAGCUGGAACGGGUCUUCUGUCCCUGGCAGCGUGGCGCUUUACUCCUGCCCUCAGGGUCUCCGGCUGGAGGGUCACAAAAACUACUCCACCUGCACCACCAAGGGGAUGUGGGAGACGGUGUCCAUCACAUGCAGAGCGUACUGCGGGCCGACUCCGCUAGUGCCCCACUCUGAGGUGCUGUGGGAGAACAGCACUGUGGUCGUCCAUCGCUGUGCUAAAGGAUACUACAGCCGCACAGGAAGUGACAAAUCAGUGUGCGGCAUGACAGGAAGGUGGCAGGUGGCCACUCUGCGCUGCAGAGAGGUGAGGUUUGCGGUGAGGGGCUUGACGGUGUAUAAUGAAAGAUGCCUGCGCUGGAAAUCGGAGGCAGAGACAGAAGAAUACAGAGAGCAGUAUAGAGUGACGUUUAUUGGACAAAGGGACUUUGACCAUUUGUUCACUGACCGAAGGAGGAAGCUGUUCAGUUCUGCAGCCCUUCAGCCGGUUCUGUGUUUAAACCUUCGGCCGGCCACUAAUUACACCAUCACUGUUACUGCAGAGUCUACUGGAGACACAUCUACUGUUACUGCAAACACUAGCUUACCAGCUCCUCCCACACCUGUGGUCAGGUACAGUGAGGUGGACAUUCACUUACCCGUGCUCAGAUUGCACAGAGCCACCAGUACACUGGACCCCAUAUGUGUGUAUCAGGUGAUUGUGUUACCUGUGGAGGGCGUGUUGGUGUUUGACUGCGACUCGUCUCUCGUGGCCCGGCAGAGCUGCAGUGGUGAAUACAUGGCGGCUGAGAUGGAGCUGAGGGGUCUGGGGACGGACGUGAACUUCACUUUAGGAGACCGCCAGCUUUACGGAGAACUCUACAACGCUCCACUGGAGACGGGGAGAGAUUAUUACGUCAUACUGCGCACAGUCUGCCAGUGGAGGCAGGCUAGAAAGCAGUCCUGCGUUAUCUGGGCCAAAGCUAAAGGAACGUCAUACGGCACCACAGUGUCUGCUCUGCUGACCUUUGGCACCAUCGGGGCUCUGGGCGUGAUGGGCACUAUGGGCUACUGCUGCAGCUGGUUCUGGAAGGUAGCCAGGCCUUGACGGAGUAUAGAAGUAGUUUAUAAUUGUUGGCUUGUAACAAAAUAAACAGAUUUGUUAAAAAAAAGUCUUGUCUUUUCUUUUUGAUUUUUUUAAUAAAGCUUAAUAUCAGUUAAUAUCAAAACUUACCUUACCAUGGUGGAUGUUUAGAUAGGCAUUCUACUCUAUUUCUAUGGUUCUAUAAAGGGCCAAAAUCAAAUUUACCUCACUAGAUAAAAGAGUAGCAUAUGGUAUGUAAAUGUUGCUGGAAUUUCAAAACAUACAGUUCACACUCCAGUCGAUAAAAC
This is a messenger RNA of Colossoma macropomum (tambaqui), 3249 nucleotides long. RefSeq names its product sushi domain containing 1 (gene susd1). The record is from RefSeq and is a predicted model, not a curated record. Gene Ontology annotation, molecular function: calcium ion binding. Lineage: Eukaryota; Metazoa; Chordata; Actinopteri; Characiformes; Serrasalmidae. The transcript has 20 exons. The coding region runs from base 263 to 2965 and encodes 900 amino acids.